Messenger RNA from Colletotrichum orchidophilum, 1119 nucleotides. RefSeq lists its product as uncharacterized. The transcript is spliced from 2 exons. The record is from RefSeq and is a predicted model, not a curated record. The coding region runs from base 1 to 1119 and encodes 372 amino acids. NCBI's taxonomy places the organism in Eukaryota, Fungi, Ascomycota, Sordariomycetes, Glomerellales, Glomerellaceae.
AUGAGACUAUUGAGACACUCGGCUAUAACAGCCCACGCCCGCAACCUCAACCCCUCGCGCAUUCAUCGCAGAGCGUUCACGGCAACUCAUAACCCGCAAGCUCAGUCUCAAGCGCAGGAAUCAGCAGCAGGAACCUCAUAUUACGCCAACAACGGUAACACAAACUCGCAAACACCGACCAAGGGACAGCAUACCCUCGACUCGCCAGAACAACAGCAGAAAGACACCUCUCACAACAACCCCCUCAAGUCCGCCAAAGACCACACGCCCAAGCUCAAAAUGUCACAAAAACUCAUCCCCCAGAACCCGGCGGACGUGAUGGUCAUCCGCGACCUCACCCCAAACAUCACAACCUUCUCCGUCCCCUUCUCCCGCUUCGGCUCCAUCAAGAUCGGCGGUCGCGCCACCCUCGUCCGCCUCACCUCGGGCUCCCUCGCCGUCUUCAGCCCCGUCGCCCUCACCGACGCCGUCAAAGCCAAGAUUGCCCAAAAGGGCGGCAACCUCGCCUACAUCAUCGCCCCGGACAUGGAGCACCACAUCUUCAUCUCCGAGUACAAGGCCGCCUACCCGCAAGCCAAGAUCAUCGGCCCCGACGGCCUGCCCCAAAAGCGCGCCAAGCAGACGGGCGACCCCAAAAUCAACCCGUCGGACGAGUUCUUCGUCACCUUCAAGGACGGCGCCGAGAAGCGGAGCACCACCAUCACGCCCGAAUUCGACGCCGACUUCGAGUACGAGUACGUCGACGCCCACGCCAACAAGGAGCUCGUCUUCUACUUCAAGCCCGAGCGCGUCCUCAUCCAGGCCGACCUGCUCUUCAACUUGCCCCCGCGGGAGCAGUACUCCAAGGCGUCCGAGGCCGAGCGGGACACCUCCUCCGGCUUCGGCAACAAGCUCUUUGGCGGCCUGCAGACCACCGAGGGCGACGUCAAGUGGGUCAGGCGCUUCCAGUGGUAUGUGAUGAGCAGCAGGGACAGGCCGAGCUUCAACGAGAGCAUCCAGAGGAUCGACGCGUGGGACUUUGACACUCUUAUCCCCUGCCACGGAGACACCAUCGAGGGCGACGGAAAGGAGAGGUUUAGAAAGGUGUUUGAGUGGCAUCUGGCUGGUGCGAAGAAAUAG